GGCAAAAGAAACAAGAAUCUAACAAUGGAAAAGAAACAAAAUAAAAUGGUGGUACUUAUGUUGGUGUUGGGCAUGAUGGGCCUAAUGGUGCAGGGAAGCAUGGGGUUCCCAUGCGGAACCACAUUUUUCUCUGCACUAGUACAGUUGAUUCCUUGUAGAGCUGCGGUUGCACCAUUUAGCCCUAUUCCUCCAAAUGACGCGUGUUGUACGGCUAUCAGGAUCUUGGGCCAACCCUGUUUGUGUGUGCUUGUCAAUGGCCCGCCCAUCUCUGGCGUUGACCGUAGCAUGGCCAUGCAACUUCCCGAGAAAUGCAACGUCAAUUUCGGACCAUGUGAAUUGGUGAAGGAGGAAGAUACUCAAGACAGGACGUAGAGAGGCUUUGAAGAGAAUAAAGUGUGUGGCACUAAAUAAAUCAAAUCUAAUUGAAAGCAUGUUGUAUUAGUUUCUCUAUUUUGUUAUUUAAAUUUGAAAUAAUAUGUAGGCUAUGUUUUUGGAGUUGUGC
Messenger RNA from Helianthus annuus (common sunflower), 502 nucleotides. RefSeq names its product putative lipid-transfer protein DIR1. Gene Ontology annotation, molecular function: fatty acid binding. The record is from RefSeq and is a predicted model, not a curated record. The transcript has 2 exons. Gene Ontology annotation, biological process: systemic acquired resistance. NCBI's taxonomy places the organism in Eukaryota, Viridiplantae, Streptophyta, Magnoliopsida, Asterales, Asteraceae. The coding region runs from base 25 to 372 and encodes 115 amino acids.